Neltuma alba is the source of this 2086-nucleotide messenger RNA. RefSeq lists its product as uncharacterized. Gene Ontology annotation, molecular function: protein binding. Lineage: Eukaryota; Viridiplantae; Streptophyta; Magnoliopsida; Fabales; Fabaceae. The transcript has 10 exons. The record is from RefSeq and is a predicted model, not a curated record. The coding region runs from base 429 to 1760 and encodes 443 amino acids.
GAGAGAGAGAGAGAGAGGAGGAAGCAUGAAAGAAGCAUGCAUGAGAAAGAAUGAACGAAUGGGAUUGGGGCAAAUCCCCAGGGCUCCCCAUCGCGAUUCGCAAAGCUAUAAUACAGAUAGCGUGCCUUGCCGCGCAUCGAUCUCAUUCUCAAAUCCUCUUUGCCUUUACCCGAUUCACAACAAAGGCGGUUCCAAUCUUACCCUCAAAUGCCCCAAUCCUCUUUCUGCAGUCAUUGCUCCUUCAACCAAAACAACCCCUCCCCCCAACAAAAAAACUCAUUGCCAUCAUUUGAGAGAGAAGCCCCUCCUCACCGGCCGCGCCUUCUCUCUCACCCUCACUCGCCUCUCUACAACACUAAUUCCCCCUCUUUAACCCUCCGUCUUUGCUCUUCUUCUUCCUCGUAACUCGCCUCUUUUACAGGUAUAGCAUGUCCUACCAUAACCUGUACGAAUUUGAUUAUAUGGCUGGAGCUGAUGAAAUGGAAGAUUUCAUUGAUGAGAUAGAAGAUGAAAACUACGGCGGAUGUGGCGAAGAUAUGGGUGUCGAUGAAUAUGAAAUGCUUACAAAGGUAACCGAUACAUCCGCUGCUCAAGCACGAAAGGGGAAGGACAUUCAAGGUAUUCAGUGGGAGAGGUUGAACAUAACGAGAGAAAGGUACAGAUUGACAAGGCUUGAACAGUACCGAAAUUAUGAGAAUAUUCCAUCGUCUGGGGAAGCUGUAGACAAGGAGUGCAAACAAAUGGAGAAGGGUGGAAAUUUCUAUGAAUUCUUUCAUAAUACAAGAUUGGUCAAACCUACUAUUCUUCAUUUUCAGCUGAGGAAUUUAGUUUGGGCUACCUCAAAACAUGAUGUUUAUCUUAUUUCAAACUACUCUGUCAUGCACUGGUCUUCUUUAACGGGCAAUUUGUCAGAGAUCAUCAAUUUCGCAGGACAUGUAGCACCUACUGAGAAACAUGCUGGAAGUUUGCUGGAAGGCUUUUCACAAACCCAGAUUAGCACUUUGGCUGUCAAGGGAAAUUUCCUUGUUGCCGGGGGGUUCCAAGGAGAGCUUACUUGCAAGCGUUUGGACAAGAAAGGAGUAAGCUUUUGUACGCGGACCACAUAUGAUGACAAUGCAAUCACGAAUGCAAUUGAAAUAUAUGACAGUUUGAGGGGUGGAACACAUUUUAUGGCGUCCAACAAUGAUUGUGGAGUACGAGAGUAUGACAUGGAAAAGUUUCAGCCAUUAAAUCAUUUCCAGUUCCCUUGGCCAGUGAAUCACACAUCAAUCAGCCCAGAUUGUAAGCUUAUGAGUGUUGUUGGGGACAGCCUAGAUGGAUUACUAGUGGAUCCACAAAAUGGCAAGACUGUUGCCACUGUGGUUGGUCAUCGAGAUUACUCAUUCGCAUCUGCAUGGCACCCUGAUGGACAUAUCUUUGCUACGGGCAACCAAGAUAAGACUUGCCGAGUAUGGGAUGUCAGACGCUUGUCAUCUCCGGUUGCUAUUCUCAAGGGUAACCUUGGGGCUGCUCGAUCCAUUCGCUUUUCUUCCGAUGGCCAAUUUAUGGUGGUUGCUGAACCUGCAGAUUUUGUGCAUGUGUAUAGUACAAAGGCUGAUUACAGAAAGCGUCAAGAGAUUGAUUUCUUUGGGGAAAUUUCUGGGGUUUCCCUCAGUCCUGAUGAUGAGUCUAUGUAUAUUGGAAUCUGGGACCGUACUUAUGCCAGCUUGCUUCAGUAUAAUAGGAGGCAUUCGUAUGGAUACCUUGAUUCCUACUUGUGAGCAAGGUGCAUCCGAAGAAUCAUAAACAUCAUUAAUGUUGAUUCAUAGAGCGCACUCAUAAAUGGUAUCCUUUCUUUCUUGAUGUGUGUCCCAUUGCUGAAGACAACAUCAUAAGAUAUUUUUGGUUUAUAGGAGAUCACAUUUGUAUAGUUCGCUAUAGAGAUCAGACGUCUGCUUCCUUCUGUUGAGGUGAACGCCACCAGGAGGAAUUGAGAACUGCUGUGUUGACAUUAAGCCUAGAGUCUGUCAUAAUAACUGCUUCCUUCUCCAUUACUUGAGUUUUAUAUCUGCAAUUAAAAAGAUUUGACUAUUUAUAUUUUUUAAAA